This is a messenger RNA of Dromiciops gliroides (monito del monte), 1631 nucleotides long. RefSeq names its product heat shock protein nuclear import factor hikeshi (gene HIKESHI). Gene Ontology annotation, biological process: protein import into nucleus. The transcript is spliced from 5 exons. Gene Ontology annotation, cellular component: cytosol; nucleus. Bases 284 to 877 code for a protein of 197 amino acids. Lineage: Eukaryota; Metazoa; Chordata; Mammalia; Microbiotheria; Microbiotheriidae. Gene Ontology annotation, molecular function: nuclear import signal receptor activity; Hsp70 protein binding. The record is from RefSeq and is a predicted model, not a curated record.
CACCCGGGCGGAGCCCGGUUCCGUCCCCGGAAGCGCUUGCCCCAGCUGGGUGAGGGGCGGGGGCUCCGAGCGUAGGUCAGAGGUUACAGGUCAGACACCGCCUCAGCGGGCCGCCUCAAUCGCUAUGUAGCUCGCCGGCUGGAAGGGUGGCCGAGCCUUCUGGAAACUUCCUGCGAGAAAGAGCGUCGCGGGCUCUACGGCCCCUGCUGCUGCCGCCGCCGUCUUCGCCGAGCUCCUGGGGCUUUUCUCUUUUCCGCUCCGUGGAGGAGCGGCCAGUAUCGCCAUGUUCGGCUGCCUGGUGGCCGGGAGGCUGGUGCAAACAGUUGCACAGCAAGUGGCAGAGGAUAAAUUUGUAUUUGACUUACCUGAUUAUCAAAGUAUCAACCAUGUCGUGGUGUUUAUGCUGGGAACAGUCCCAUUUCCUGAUGGCAUGGGAGGAUCUGUCUACUUUUCAUAUCCUGAUUCAAGUGGAAUGCCAGUAUGGCAGCUCUUGGGGUUUGUCACGAAUGGGAAACCAAGUGCCAUCUUCAAAAUUUCAGGUCUUAAAUCUGGAGAAGGCAGCCAGCAUCCUUUUGGAGCCAUGAAUAUUACCCGUACUCCUACUGUUGCACAGAUUGGCAUUUCAGUGGAAUUACUGGAUAAUCUGGCCCAGUUGACUCCUGUGGGCAAUGCUGCUGUGUCAUCAGUUGAUUCGUUCACUCAGUUUACUCAGAAGAUGUUGGAUAACUUCUACAAUUUUGCUUCAUCAUUUGCUGUGUCUCAGGCCCAGAUGACACCAAAUCCAUCUGAAGUUUUUAUUCCGGCAAACGUGGUUCUGAAAUGGUAUGAAAACUUUCAAAGGCGACUAACCCAGAACCCUCUUUUUUGGAAAACAUGAUUUAAAUAAAGUAAUUUUUAAAGGGAGCUGAACCAUUGUCAUAUUUUGAAGAUAAUAAACGAACUACCAUUUAAAAGCAUGAGGAUGAAAGAAUAAUGAAAUCUAAACUGAAAAACUGCUUCUAAAUUAUUAAACUUAGUUAAAAUAAACCAGAAAAAGUUAAAUUAAGAACAGAAAAUCUAAAAUGUGCUCACUGUUGAUUUGUUUCUUUAUAAAUUAAAAAGCCUAUUCAAAAAGAAUAAAAACAUUUAAUCUAAUUUGGUUAAAUAUACACUAAUUAAAAUAGAUUUUUAACAGUCAUGAUUUUGACAACUCUGAGUACUAAAAAUUUAACUAGAAAUAGCAUCACAUUUAUAAAUUCUUUUUAGUUUAUUCUAGCAUGUUGUUCCAGAUUCAGUAACCAAUUAUGUAAAAUUUAUUUUGUGGAUUCUUCCCUUUUAAAAAACUUCACAAAUAUAUAAAUUUCGGUGCAUUAGACAAUAACGUAGGACUAGUUUUUUUCUUAUGAUUAAUCUCAAGUUAUGAAAGGUUGCUGCAGUUUUUAUAUGCUGAAAGCUCAUAUUUUUUUUCUCUGCAUGUUUCAUAAAGUUGUAAUGAGCAGGAAUAUUGAAAUUCAUUAACUGUGCAUGUUUAGAGUAAGCUUGGGGUUGGAGGGAAGAAGGGAGAACAAAAAAACACUUUUCUACCAUGAAGAAUCUUCAUGCUUUUAAAAAAAAUACACACAAAUAAAGAUUGUGUAAGCCAGGUUUCUUGA